AGACUAAGAGCAUAAAUACUGAGCCCAAGGCACCAAGGGAGAACAUCCUAUCCACUGAACUUCAAGGAAGAGUGAUCCACUGCAAACUUUUUUUUUACUGUCACUGAGAGUCCCUUCAUUGGCCGUCUGGCACAUCAUAGUAUAUUUUCUGUUACGCUCAUCUUACCUUGGUCUCACCAUGAGAUCUCAGCAUAGAGUUCUGGUUUUCCUAGUGUUGGCAACAUGCACGGUAGGAGGAUGGUGCAUUCCCCUGAAGAAGACCGUGUCUGUCACCUUCCCUGGAGAUGUCCUCAAGAACAUGACGGAUAUGGAGCUGGCAGACGUGAGUAGCAGAUGCACAGAGACGCAUUAAAUGUUCUAGCUUCUUUAAUCUAUAAACAGAUUUAAUUUGUCCUGAAAACAAAAACAUAUAGGCUGGGCUGUGGUGUGGAGGAUAGCUUUUUCAUGACUAAAAUACAUUUGGGGAAUUGUCCAUCGUGUCUCAAUAUCGUGGCUUAUAAUAUUAACCUAAAGUCAUUCCAUCAAUCUAAAAUGGAGUAAUUUGUAAUUGUAUGCAAUAAUCUCCUAAUUUGCAAUCUCAUUAUUUGCAAUGAUCUUAAUGAUCUAAUAAUCUCAUCGCAUUCAUUAUUUCCUAUCUCCAGAGCUACCUGAAGAGGUUUGGCUACAUGAACGUCCAGCACCGCAGCGGUUUCCAGUCCAUGGUGUCCAGCACCAAGGCCCUGAUGAGGAUGCAGAGGCAGAUGGGACUGGAGGAGACAGGGACGCUGGACAAGUCUACGGUAGCAGCCAUGAAGGCACCUCGCUGCGGGGUCCCUGACGUACGCUCCUACCAGACCUUCGAGGGGGACCUGAAAUGGGACCAUCAUGAUGUUACAUACAGGUACUGUGAAUGGGGAUGAUGUGGGACUGCUUUAGGGUUAGGGUUAUAGGAUUAGGGUUGGGGUAAUCUCCUCCACCCAGUCGGUAGCAAUUGAGCCUGUGGACGAGGUUAGGGUUAGGGUUACAGGUAUAGUCUGUGGAGAAGUUAAAGCCUGGUGUGCAUAGUGUAACAAUUGCCUGUAAUAAUAUCUGAUUUGUAUCAAACAGAGCAAGUAGCUGAACAUGUGGCCAUUCAUCCUCAGUUGCCUUCAUAGUGAGUUUGAUCGUGCUGUCUUGUUUUUUUUCUCUAGGAUCCUGAACUACUCUCCAGACAUGGAAGCCUCUCUGAUAGACGAUGCCUUCGCCAGAGCCUUCAAGGUGUGGAGUGAUGUCACCCCUCUCACCUUCACGCGACUCUUUGACGGCACCGCCGACAUCAUGGUGUCAUUUGGAAAAGCAGGUAAGAAGGGCUGCAGUACUGUAUGCAUCCUGGGAUCCAAACUGAUGCUCUGUUUCACCAUUGUUUCAAUUUGGAUUCCAGGCUAUGCAAUGUGUGCCAUACCAUCUCUGAAAGCAUCAAUUAAACAUCCUCCGCCUCCCAGAACAUUUAGAUUUAAAACACAUCUCUAACCUGAAGAGUACACAUCCAAAUGAAUCUUUAUUGAAGAAACAUGAAAGGAAGUAACUGAAUUGACCAAAUUGAAAUGCAAUUGACCCCAACCCUGCAUUGAAUGAAUGCUAUUCAUUCAUUGCCUUGUUUUUUUUUUCCAGACCAUGGAGAUGGCUACCCUUUCGAUGGUAAGGACGGCCUUCUGGCCCACGCCUUCCCCCCUGGUGAGGGCAUACAGGGAGACGCCCACUUUGACGACGACGAAAACUGGACCCUCGGCAAAGGACCAGGUACGCAUGGAGGUGUAUAGUCAAUCCUGGCUGGUUCAGUUAGGCAGUAUUUCAUGGUGCUAGGUCUCCCCCUAGUGUCCAGUAUUUCAUGGUGCUAGGUCUCCCCAUAGUGUCCAAUAUUUCAUGGUGCUAGGUCUCCCCCUAGUGUCCAGUAUUUCAUGGUGCUAGGUCUCCCCCUAGUGUCCAGUAUUUCAUGGUGCUAGGUCUCCCCCUAGUGUCCAGUAUUUCAUGGUGCUAGGUCUCCCCCUUGUGUCCAUUUUAAGCAUCUUAUUGACUGAGAUUGAACUGAGCUAUGUGCCUCUGACAACAUCUCCACAUCAUCUGUAGGAUUGAACCCUUGAGCUGCAGUGAACCAUCUUAUCAUAUGUAUUUAAUCAUGUUUGACAUAGCUAUUGUUCACAAUUGCUCCCAAUUAAAACAUAACUUUUUUUGUUCCAGCUGUGAAGACUAGGUAUGGCAACGCAGAGGGUGCUAUGUGUCACUUCCCUUUCUCCUUCGAGGGCAAGCAGUACUCCACCUGCACCACAGAGGGGCGCUCUGACAACCUGCCCUGGUGUGCCACCACAGCCGACUACGGCAGAGACAAGAAAUUUGGCUUCUGUCCAAGUGAACGUAAGACUGACAGUUAAUACUUGAGAGGAAUGAUUGGCCAGAAAGUAUUUUAGACAGAGUUAGCUCACCACACUCAUAAUCUGAUCAGCUUUGGAACAGAGAGGCAGAGAGAGAAAAAGGGAGAGAGGAAAGUAGAGCAGAGAGAGGAAGAGAAGAGAGAGAGAGAGAGAGGUAGACAGAGAUGGAGCGGACGAGAUGAGAGCUAGAGAGAGAGAGAGAGAGAGAAGAGAGAGAGAGCGAGAGACGAGAGAGAGAGAGAGAGAGAGAGGAGAGAGGGAAGAGAGAGAGGGAGAGAGAGAGAGUGAGAGAGAGCGAGAGAGUGGAGAGAGGGAGAGAGAGAGAGCGAGAAGAGAGAGAGACGAGAGAGAGAAGAGGAAGAGAGAGAGAGAGAGAGCAGAGAGAGAGCUGAGAGAGAGGAGGGAGAGAGAGGAGAGCGAGAGGAAAGAGAGGAGAGAGAAGAGAGAGAGAGCGAGAGAGAGCUAGAAAGAGAGUAUAGAUCGGAGAGCUCGAGCUCUCUCAGAGCUCUAUCUGAUCUCUUCGCGCUCUCGGUCUCUCUCUCCUCUCUCUCUCUUCUCUCUCUCUCUCUCUCUUUCUCUCUCUAUCUCUCUCUCUCUCUCUCUACCUCUUUCUCUCUCUUUCUCUCUCUCUCGCUCUCCCUCUCCUUUUCUCACAUACAGUUCUCUACACAUUCGACGGAAACAGCAAUGGCAAAGAAUGUGUGUUCCCCUUCGUGUUCCUGGGGGAGACAUAUGAAGGUUGCACCACGGAGGGUCGCAGUGAUGGAUACCGCUGGUGUUCCACCACAGACAACUUUGACAAUGAUAAGAAAUAUGGCUUCUGUCCCAACAGAGGUGAGGGAGUAUCACUGUCACCACCACCAGACCUGGGAUAGUAUUAUUUGUCUUUCAAAUACUUUGAAUGUUUGAUUGAGCGUGUCUGGAGAGUCAGAUGGGCGGGGUUUGCACUUUUGGGACUAUUGCUCCAGGAAAGCUCAAUCAAGCACAGCUAAAGUUAAUGAAAUAAAACAAAUAGUAGUUGAAACCAGGUCUGAUCACUGUCACACAUACAUUAAUCACUAGCCUGCCUUCAGUGACACGUGUUCCCUAAUAGUGUUGUGUCUGUGUUAUGACAGAUACGGCUGUGAUUGGUGGAAACUCUGAGGGAGAGCUGUGCCAGUUCCCCUUUGUCUUCCUGGGGAAGAAGUAUGACUCAUGCACCAGCGAGGGACGGGGAGACGGCAAGCUGUGGUGCGCCACCACCAGCGACUACGACGCAGACAAGAAAUGGGGCUUCUGCCAAGAUAGGGGUGAGUGAUAGAGACAGAGUCAGUGCCUACCAUACUGACUCAAACGGCAGGCUGACAGUCAGAGACACCGUCACUGCACCUACCAUACUGACUCAAACGGCAGGCUGUCAGUCAGAGACACCGUCACUGCACCUACCAUACUGACUCAAACGGCAGGCUGUCAGUGCAUCUAUACCUUGUUUCAAACUAUUGUGCGGACUCAAACUGCUUGCUCAGAUCAUUUACUUUCAAAUUGCCCUUUCAAGCACGGUUCUAGGUAUAUGCAUAACCAGGCUAGCGCAGUAUAGCUCAUCUUGGCUCAAUAGUGUGGAAAAUGUAUAUUAGUGUAGGUGCACUAGCCUGGCCUCAGAUCUGUUUGUCCUCUUGCCAACUCCAUUACUGUCAUUGUCAAGCCAAACAUGGCAAUGAGUGACAGGGAGUUGGUAUUGUAGCAGACUGGCACUCAGGCUAUAGCUGCACACCAAAACUGACUUAAUGAUGUGUUCCUACUCACUCGCUCCUCUCUCAGGCUACAGUCUGUUCCUGGUUGCGGCCCAUGAGUUUGGUCACGCCCUGGGUCUGGACCACUCCAACAUCAGAGAUGCCCUCAUGUAUCCCAUGUACAGCUACGUUGAAGACUUCUCCCUGCAUGAAGAUGAUGUUGAAGGAAUUCAGUAUCUCUAUGGUAUGACAUUAUCACUAUAUGAUAUGAUUACACAAUAUCACUAGCCUGGUCCUAGAUCUGUUUGUGCUGUCUGGAGUGACAAUGACCAAUAGGAGUUGGCAAAACAAACAGACCUUGGACCAAGGCUGCAAUAUCAUGUGAUCACACAGAAUUCACAACAUACAUGCAUACAACCAACAUACUAUUUCCCUCUAUCACCACGGAGACCAGAUGGUAAAGGAACAACAAUGACAAUAGUUAAGUGUUGUUCAUUUCAUUCAUUGCAUUCCUUCCCGAUAUCUUCCCACCCAGGAUCCAAGACAGGCCCUGACCCCACACCCCCUGGGCCCACCGCCCCUGCACCUGGCCCAAGCGAUGAGCCUGAGCUCAACACCCCCACUACCACCACUACCAAACCCACCACCACCACCACACACCCUGUGGACCCAUCACAGGACCCCUGCCAGAUCAACAAGUUCGACACCAUCACAGAGAUCGAUGGAGAUCUGCACUUCUUCAAGGAUGGGUGAGCAACAUUUUUUUUUUUUAAAGAAGGUUGCUUUGCUGUUCAACAAUAUAACCUUUUUGAGGGCUGUGAUGUUAAAUGGGUGUUAAGAGAGCACAGGAGUUGUGAGCUAAGGGAGAGAUAACUGGAGAAACAGAAUAGAGUUGUGAGCUCAGGGAGAGAUAACUGGAGAAACAGAAUAGAGUUGUGAGCUCAGGAAGAGAUAACUGGAGAAACAGAAUAGAGUUAUGAGCUAAGGGGGAGGUAACUGGAGAAACAUAAUAGAGUUGUGAGCUCAGGGAGAGAUAUAACUGGAGAAACAGAAUAGAGUUAUGAGCUAAGGGAGAGAUAACUGGAUAAACAGAAUAGAGUUAUGAGCUAAGGGAGAGAUAACUGGAGAAACAGAAUAGAGUUAUGAGCUAAGGGAGAGAUGACUGGAGAGAGAAACAGGAUAGAGUUAUGGGCUAAGGGAGAGAUAACUGGAGAGAGAAACAGGAUAUACAAUGUAAGAGUACAGGACAGAAUGUAAAUAAACAAGCCAAGGGUUCACAUAUUGCUCCCGCUGGAUUCCCCUUUUAUUACUAAGAACAGCUACACCACGACGACAAUAAGAGCUAAUGGACACUUUUUGGUUCAUUAUAGCACAAUUUCUUCUGACAGUGUAGCCCAUUAUCUUACAAUGUAGAUAAUAAUUAUACAUUGUAGCUAAAUUCAUAAUUGUGAUGUUUUUGCUGAUCCAACAGGCAAUAUUGGAGGCUGUCGAGCAAGACUGACGGUGGACUGAAGGGUCCGUUUUCCAUGUCUGAGAGGUGGCCGGCUCUGCCAGCCAUCAUUGACACGGCCUUUGAGGACCUUGUGACAAAGAAAAUCUACUUCUUCUCAGGUAAACAGAAUUCUGAUUUUACACACACACACACAUUUCCCAUCCCCACACACACACACACAGACGACAUCACUCUGACCUUUGUCUCUGUUGUCCCGUAGGCACUAGGUUCUGGGUGUAUACAGGGCAGAGUCUCCUGGGACCCCGCAGCGUUGAGAAGCUGGGUCUGCCCUCUACCGUAGAGAAGGUGGAGGGAGCACUGCAGAGAGGGAAAGGCAAGGUGCUGCUCUUCAGCGGAGAGAACUACUGGAGGUGAGUCAAGUUUCAACUUUCCAAUGUCACGUGCACAAGUACAGUGAAAUGCCUUUCUUGCAAGCUCUAAACCUAACAAUGUAGUAAUCAAUAUCAAUGUAGUACUAAAAAUAACAUAAGGUAGAACAAAAAACAUGAGAAAUAAAAACCUGAGUUCAGGAAUGAGGGGGGUGUUGAGAUAUGGUUGUGGGUUCAAGUUCUGAAGAGAUCGUCAUCGCAUAAACAUACUAGAAAUGUAUGCACUCACUGUAUUGUAAAUUGCUUUGGUUAAAAGUGACAGCUAAGCGGCGGAAUAUUGUUAUAAGCUAUAUUAUCAUAACCUACAGCAAAAUGAACUCAAAUGUAACUAGAAGAUGAAGAGGAUCAGAAGAGCUCAAGGAAGGGUUGAACUUAUAAAUAUUUACUGGAUCUGUAGGUCUGUGUUUUGUAAUAACCAAACGAAAUGCUUACAGGCUGGAUGUGAAGAACCAGAAAAUCGACAAGGGAUACCCCCAGUUCACAGACAUUGCCUUCGGGGGUGUUCCCAAUGAUGCACAUGAUGUCUUCCACUUCAAGGGUAAAUAUUAAUCUAUUAAUUUACUCUGUAUGUAGACCUUUAAAAAUGGCCUUAUUUUAUUCUACAUGAAGCAAAAAAUAUUACAGUAAACUGUCAGUUUAGUUUGUACUUUCUUAUCAAUGUUAUCAAAGUUAGACACUUCACAAUCAUGUAGUAACUCACAAUCAUGUUAUAACUCCCCAUUACGUAUUGUGAUUGUUUCUACUGUAGGCCACAUCUACUUCUGUCGGGAUCGUUUCUACUGGCGAAUGAACUCUAGGAGACAGGUGGACCGUGUGGGAUACGUGAAGUACGACAUCCUGAAGUGUUCCGACUCCUCUAACUACCGCUACUGAGCUUCUUUACCCAUAGAAAUUGACAUACUAGAAUGACUACACCUGUUCAAGUCAGUAUUCCGUGACGGUCCAAGGGGUUAUCUCCAUUCUAGUAUAUCUAUUUCUUUGGCACUGUUUCUGGGCUAAAUAUUUAAGAACCCUUCCAACAGGAUGUUUGUUCUUAGCCUGGGUCCCAGAUCUGUUUGUGCUGU
This is a messenger RNA of Coregonus sp. 'balchen', 7041 nucleotides long. NCBI's taxonomy places the organism in Eukaryota, Metazoa, Chordata, Actinopteri, Salmoniformes, Salmonidae. The record is from the annotation of a GenBank genome assembly.